Penicillium manginii is the source of this 927-nucleotide messenger RNA. RefSeq names its product HMG-box domain-containing protein. The transcript is spliced from 3 exons. The coding region runs from base 1 to 927 and encodes 308 amino acids. Lineage: Eukaryota; Fungi; Ascomycota; Eurotiomycetes; Eurotiales; Aspergillaceae. The record is from RefSeq and is a predicted model, not a curated record.
AUGGCUUCACAGUGGGCCUCCCGACUGGGUGCCCUCCGACACCUGCAGGUCGCCAAUGGCUUGUCUCGCCCUACUCGUGUGAUCGAGCUGCAGAACCAGAUGCGCCAACUUUCUCUCGCCUCGAGCCCCCGUUUCACAGCUCCGCUGGCCGGUCCAGUGUCUACCAUCAGCUCCCAGCGUACCCAAUCCUUCGCCACGACAACUGAAAGCGCGAAGCCCAAGCGUGCGACUAAGUCCAAGACCACCACCACCAAGCGCAAGAGCAGCACCUCGACCAAGAAGCCGAAGAAGGAGCUUAGCGAGGCCCAAAAGGAGAAGAAGGCGAAGCGCGCCGAGAUCGACCGUCGCAAGGAGCUUGUGGAGAAGUCACUCAAGGAGCCUGCGAAGCUACCUCAGUCCGUCCGUGGACUUGCUAUCAAGGAUGCAUUUGCCGAGCACCGCGGACAGCACGAGGGUACCGUCGCGAUCUUCAAGGCUGCCGCCGAAAGCAUCAAGGAGAAAGGCGCCGAUGCUAUCAACGAGCAAUAUCAACCCAUCGCGGAUAAGAACCGCGCUACUAACGAAGCCGCCUACGAAGCUUGGGUCCGAUCCCACACCCCGCUUCAAAUCAAGGAAGCAAACAGUGCUCGUCGGGCCCUGGCCCGUGAUCCUACCCGCAAGACCAGGUUGUUCCUAAUCAAGGACGACCGACAGGUCAAGCGACCCACCUCGGCCUUCUUGCUGUUCACUAAGGAGCGCAGCUUUGGUGGUACGGAUUUCAAGGAUAUGGCGUCGACUCAAGUCGAGGCUGCCAAGCAAUGGCACUCCCUGAGCGAGUCUGAGAAGGAGCCUUAUGUCAAGCGGGCUGCUGAGGAUCGCGAACGUUACUAUCGCGAGCACCUGGAGGUCUAUGGGGUUGAGGCCCGCCGGUCAUCGAAGGAGGCAUGA